Molecule: messenger RNA, 1678 nt
Organism: Clarias gariepinus (North African catfish)
Lineage: Eukaryota; Metazoa; Chordata; Actinopteri; Siluriformes; Clariidae
Product: intelectin-like
Exons: 9
Coding region: 132-1043 (303 amino acids)
Molecular function (GO): oligosaccharide binding
Source: RefSeq, a predicted model, not a curated record
CCAUCCCCCCACACACACCCACUAUAAAACCCUGUGGAAGUCCUCUUCAGCGUGCGAUGUGUGUCGUGUGCUUGUGGAAGUGUUAAAGGGUUUAACUGUGCAUUCUAAGGAUCGACACAAAAUCACCUGAGAUGGCGAGCUGGAUCGUUGUGUCUGCGGCGUUUGCGUCUAUAAACCUCUGUCUCUCUAUUAGAGAAAUGGAGUAUUUCAGUCCACAGAGCUGCAAAGAGCUGAUGCACAGAUAUAAAACCACUGAAGACGGUCUUUAUUACCUGAGUACACCGAGUGGGACCGUGUAUCAGACGUACUGUGACAUGACGACUGCAGGAGGAGGAUGGACUCUGGUGGCCAGCGUUCAUGAGAACAACCUUUAUGGCAAAUGCACCACCGGUGAUCGCUGGUCCAGCCAGCAGGGAGGGCAUGCGAACGUACCUGAGGGAGACGGAUCAUGGAGUAACACCGUCACAUUCGGCACUGCAGAAGCUGCAACCAGUGAUGACUUCAAGAAUCCUGGGUAUUAUGACAUCACAGCGGAGGAUGUGGCAGUGUGGCACGUUCCUAAUAAUGAGCAAGUGAAUCAGUGGAAACAAACGUCAUUCCUGCGCUACCAUACCGAGACCAAAUUCCUCAACAGCUAUGGAGGAAACCUCUACAAUCUCUUCAAGCGAUUCCCUGUGAAGUAUAACGUCGGAAGCUGUCCUGCUGACCACGGCCCCUCUGUUCCUGUAGUGUACGACGUCGGAGAUGCUGCAUCCAACCAUAACCUGUAUGGACCCAACAUCAGAGCGAUGACCGAUCCUGGAUUCAUCACGUUUCGAGCAUUAAACUAUGAGAAAGCGGCGAUGGCGAUCUGUUCCGGAGUCAAACUCAAAGACUGCCACACUGAACACUGCUGUAUAGGAGGAGGUGGACAUUUUCCAGAAGCGUCUCCGAGGCAGUGCGGUGAUUUUACGUCUUUUGACUGGGACGGUUACGGCACACAUGCCCACUGGAGCGCCAGCAAACAGUUGACGGAGGCGGCGGUGCUCAUCUUCUACCGCUGAGAGAGAUCAUACAGAUCACACGCCAGAUCAUACACCAAAUCCUCAAAAAUGUCAAAAAUCAAAAAUAAUGUUCAAAAAUAAUGUUUUAUUUUUUUUUUUUACAGCCAUUGAGAACUGUGUUUGUGUGCUGAAAGUUUUUCUGAUUAGGAUACACUCAGUUCCAGGGGGUCACUUCUAACCAUUCUAGAUUAGACAAUGUCACAAUAUCUGGAACGUUAGAGUCUGUGUAAACAAUAAAAAGGUUGAGAAGUUUUAAAAAUAAUUUUAUGUGAAAAAUUCAAACAUGUACAACUGUAACAUACCAAAAAGCUCCAGAGCCCUCAUUCAGUGUGUAUCAUUACAAACACAAAAAGAAGCAAGUCACUGAUUCAUCAAGUCAUCGAUUCAUCAGAUAAUCAAUUCAUCACAUCAAAGCAAAAUAAAAAAUACAGUUUCCUUGCUAAGUGCAGUUAAACACCGUUAGCAUGCCAUUCGGUUUAAAGUUCAUGGCCGCGUGUGAUGGUACACGAGCCAAGUGCUGGUUAAAAAAGAUAAGCUCAGAGAUGAGUACAGAAUCGGUUAAAGAGAAACGUGCAUUUAAAAAAAAAAAAUAGGAGAUACAGAGGAGUUAAUUUACACCCUAAACUGUACAGGAA